AUGAAGUGGACCAGACUAUUGUUAGGCGCUCAGUUGGCAGCAGCAUCUCCCUUCCAGUCUCGGGACAGCUCUGCAACUCGUAGCGCCGAAGUCACGUAUGAUGGUUACCACGUUUAUUCGGUUACUCCAUCUUCGGUCGAAGAGGCUCGUGAUAUUGGCAUGCGGUUUUCCAAGUAUCACACUCAUCCCAUUCGCGAUACCCUCUCCAUCGCCGUCCCGCCUGGAGAGGUAGACUCCUUCAACGCCCUGGGCCUGAAAGCGCGUCUCGUCAACUCCGAUCUAGGCAAUUAUAUACGCGCUACGGAAAAGAAAGCAGUGUACAAGCGGGACUUGCACAGGCGUGGCGAACUGCCAGAUCUCUCCUGGUUCGACACCUAUCAUCCAUAUGCCGACCAUCUUCAAUACUGGGAUGACCUUGUUGAGGCAUUUCCCAAAAACUCGAAGAAGUUCCCGAUCGGAAAGAGCUACGAGAACCGAACAAUAUAUGCUUUCAAUUUCUAUGGAGACGAAAAGGACAUUCAUAGAAAGCACAAAGCAGAGAAGCCAGUCAUUCUCUGGCAUGCUACAGUACAUGCAAGGGAAUGGAUAUCAACUAUGGUAAUUGAGUACUUGGCAUAUCAACUAAUUGACGGCUACAAGAAAGGCGAUGCCAAUGUGACCACCUUCUUAGACUAUUACGAUUUCUACGUCGUGCCUUUCCACAAUCCCGAUGGCUUUCUCUACACACAAACGAAUGACCGACUCUGGCGAAAGAACCGUCAGCCACGUCCGAAUCUCAAUACCACCUGCCUUGGGACUGACGGCAACCGCAACUGGAAGUAUGAGUGGGAUGCGGAGCCGCCAGAAGGUGGAUCUACACCUGAUCCUUGUGGCCAGACGUACCGCGGAGAAUCACCGGGCGACACACCCGAGAACGAAGCAAUGGAUGGUCUUUCAGCUAAGCUGUCGGGAACAGGUGCCGGAAUUCGUUCUUUCAUCGACUUCCACUCGUACGGUCAGCUCAUUCUGACUCCCUAUGGCUUCUCGUGCGAUCCGUUACCAGAAACCCUUCCUCGCAUGCUCGAGGUUGCUGGCGGCACAGCAAAUGCGAUCAUGGCUGCUAGCACAAAGAACAGUACUUAUGAGUUCGGUCCUGGUUGCCAGAUCCUUUACUUCUCGACGGGUAACUCGAGAGAUCACCACUAUGCUGUCCACGGCGCGAACCACUCGUGGACGAUGGAGCUAAGCCCUCAAGAUCAGGCUGGUGGUGGGUUCGUGCUACCACCUGAUCAGAUCUGGCCAGUUGUGAAGGAGCAAUGGGAAGGUCAGAAGUGGCUAUUGAACGAUGUAUGGGAGGACUAG
Molecule: messenger RNA, 1341 nt
Organism: Alternaria postmessia
Lineage: Eukaryota; Fungi; Ascomycota; Dothideomycetes; Pleosporales; Pleosporaceae
Exons: 2
Coding region: 1-1341 (446 amino acids)
Biological process (GO): proteolysis
Molecular function (GO): metallocarboxypeptidase activity; zinc ion binding
Source: RefSeq, a predicted model, not a curated record